Messenger RNA from Oenanthe melanoleuca, 9039 nucleotides. RefSeq names its product small G protein signaling modulator 1 (gene SGSM1). The record is from RefSeq and is a predicted model, not a curated record. The transcript has 26 exons. The coding region runs from base 47 to 3493 and encodes 1148 amino acids. NCBI's taxonomy places the organism in Eukaryota, Metazoa, Chordata, Aves, Passeriformes, Muscicapidae. Gene Ontology annotation, biological process: activation of GTPase activity. Gene Ontology annotation, molecular function: GTPase activator activity.
GGCCCGGUGCCCGGCAGUCUGCGGGCGCUGCGGAGCGAGCGCGGCCAUGGCGGCGGCACCGGCGGAGGCGGAGACCCGGCAGCGGCUGCUGCGCACCGUCAAGAAGGAGGUGAAGCAGAUCAUGGAGGAGGCUGUGACUAGGAAGUUUGUGCACGAGGACAGCAGCCACAUCAUCUCCUUCUGUGCUGCCGUGGAGUGCUGCGUGCUGUUCGGGCUGAAGCGGAGGGCGGCCGGCUUCCUGCGCAGCAACAAGAUCGCCGCGCUCUUCAUGAAGGUGGGCAAGAGCUUCCCCCUGGCAGAGGAGCUCUGCAGGAAGGUGCAGGACCUGGAGCAGCUCAUUGAGAACGCGCGGAACCAAGGCCAGGGGGUCCCGGAGAACGUGCGCAAGGUGCCCAAGAUGCCCAACCUGUCUCCUCAGGCCAUCAAGCACCUCUGGAUCCGCACUGCCCUCUUCGAAAAGGUCCUGGAUAAAAUCGUGCACUACCUGGUGGAGAACAGCAGUAAGUACUAUGAGAAGGAAGCUCUCCUGAUGGAUCCUGUGGAUGGGCCAAUCCUUGCAUCUUUAUUGGUGGGGCCCUGUGCACUGGAAUACACCAAGAUGAAGACUGCUGACCACUUCUGGACAGACCCCUCUGCAGAUGAGCUGGUGCAGAGGCACCGGAUCCACAGCUCCCACUGCCGCCAGGACUCGCCCACCAAGCGCCCGGCGCUCUGCAUUCAGAAAAGACACUCCAGUGGCAGCAUGGAUGACAGGCCAUCCCUGUCUGCCAGGGACUACGUGGAGUCCCUGCACCAGAAUUCCCGAGCCACACUCCUGUACGGCAAGAACAACGUCCUGGUGCAGCCGAGAGAUGACAUGGAGGCAAUCCCGGGGUACCUGUCCCUUCACCAGACUGCUGACAUCAUGGCACUCAAGUGGACCCCCAACCAGCUGAUGAACGGCUCCGUGGGCGACCUGGACUAUGAGAAGAGCGUGUACUGGGACUAUGCCAUGACCAUUCGCCUGGAGGAGAUCGUGUACCUGCACUGUCACCAGCAAGUGGACAGUGGUGGCACAGUUGUCCUGGUGAGCCAGGAUGGCAUCCAGAGGCCACCCCUGCGCUUCCCCCGUGGAGGACACCUGCUGCAGUUCCUGUCCUGCCUGGAGAACGGCCUCCUGCCCCACGGGCAGCUGGACCCACCCCUCUGGUCCCAGCGGGGAAAGGGAAAGGUGUUUCCCAAACUGAGGAAGAGAAGCCCCCAGGGCUCCUCCGAGUCCGCCUCCGACAAGGAGGAUGAGGAAGCCACGGAUUAUGUCUUCAGGAUCAUCUACCCUGGGACACAGGCUGAGUUUGUUGCCAUUAAUGGUGCUUUUCACCCAUUCAUUGCACCUGUGACUGCUGGGAGAGGGAAGAUGAUGAAGAUUCCUGCUGGAAGGAAGAUGGUGGUGAUCCCUAAAUGGUGUCUGAGCCUCCCUGGCACAUCCCGAGCUCUCCGUGCUGCUCUGGGCUCCUCUUGGCAUCAGAUGCCCCAGGACCUGAUGGACGCUCCAGGGGCUGUCCUGCCCCCCAUGUGGCAGCCCAGCACCCGCAAAUCCUCCUGCUCCUCCUGCUCCCAGAGCGGCUCCUCGGACGGGGGCCCUGCCAACGGCUGCAGCCACGAGAGAGCUCCACUGAAGCUGCUGUGUGACAACAUGAAGUACCAGAUCCUGUCCAGGGCUUUCUAUGGAUGGCUGGCCUACUGCAGACACCUGUCCACGGUGAGGACUCACCUGUCAGCCCUGGUCAACCACAGCAUCGUGUCCCCCGACGUGCCCUGCAGCGCCAGCGCGGGGCUCACCGUGGACAUCUGGCACAGAUACCUGCAGGACAGCUCGAGUUACGAGGACCAGGAGCUGCUGAGGCUGAUCUACUACGGCGGGAUCCAGCACGAGAUCAGGAAGGCGGUGUGGCCCUUCCUGCUGGGCCAUUACCAGUUUGGGAUGACGGAGGCCGAGAGGAAGGAGGCUGACGAGCAGACGCGGGCGUGCUACGAGCACACCAUGGCCGAGUGGCUGGGCUGCGAGGCCAUCGUCCGGCAGCGCGAGAAGGAGUCCCACGCCGCCGCCCUGGCCAAGUGCUCCUCGGGGGCCAGCCUGGACUCCCACAUCCAGAGGAUGAUGCACAGGGACUCCACCAUCAGCAACGAGUCCUCGCAGAGCUGCAGCUCCGGCCGGCAGAACCACGCGCGGCUGCAGAGCGACUCCAGCUCCAGCACCCAGGUGUUUGAAUCUGUGGAUGAGGUGGAACAGACUGAAGUAGAUUCUCAGCUGGAAGAUGGCAAACAAAGCAAGAUCCCCAAUGGGACAGUCCCCAAUGGCACAUGUUCCCCUGAUUCUGGGCACCCCUCUUCCCAAAACUUCUCCAUCACUUCGGGCUUCUCAGAGCGCAGCUUCAGCAACGAGGAUAGUGCCCUGGAAACCACCAAAUCCUCCUCCAGCUCACAGGGAAAGGCUGCAGGGUCUGAUGUCCCAGCCCCACAGGACACAGAUGGUGUCCAGCAGGAGAAGCUGGAAGGCCAAGACAGCCUGGAAGGUGAAUUUUCCACUGGUGGAAGCGUGGACUUUGUCCCUAUGGGUGAGGGCUCGGCAGGGCUGCUGCGUGACAGUGACACUGUGGCCCUGACUGUGGUGGAGAGCUGGGCAGACAGUGAGGCUGAGAAGCAGAGCCUGGUGGAGAGUGAGGACAACCUCUCUGAGGAGCCAGAGAUGGAGAGCCUGUACCCACAGCUGGACUCUCUGACUGUCACUGAUCUGACCAGCACUGAACCAGCUGCUCUCUCCUCCACGGGUGUCACCUACUCUCCAGAGCUGCUGGACAUGUACACGGUGAACCUGCACCGCAUCGAGAAGGACGUGCAGCGCUGUGACCGCAACUACUGGUACUUCACUCCUGCCAACCUGGAGAAGCUCCGCAAUGUCAUGUGCAGCUACAUCUGGCAGCACAUUGAGAUUGGCUACGUGCAGGGGAUGUGUGACCUGCUGGCCCCUCUCCUGGUCAUCCUGGAUGAUGAGGCUCUGGCAUUCAGCUGCUUCACUGAGCUGAUGAAGAGGAUGAACCAGAACUUCCCCCAUGGAGGAGCCAUGGACACUCACUUUGCCAACAUGAGGUCGCUGAUCCAGAUUCUGGACUCUGAGCUCUUUGAGCUGAUGCACCAGAAUGGGGAUUACACUCAUUUCUACUUCUGCUACCGAUGGUUUCUCCUGGACUUCAAGAGAGAGCUGGUGUAUGAUGAUGUCUUUGCUGUCUGGGAGACCAUCUGGGCUGCUGCUCACGUCUCCUCUGCUCACUACGUGCUCUUCAUAGCCCUGGCCCUGGUGGAGAUGUACAGGGACAUCAUCCUGGAGAACAACAUGGAUUUUACAGACAUCAUCAAGUUUUUCAAUGAAAUGGCCGAGCGCCACAACACCAAACAGAUCCUGAAGCUGGCUCGGGACCUGGUCUAUAAAGUGCAGACUCUGAUCGAGAACAAAUGAAGGGCCCAGGGCAGAUGGGGCACCCAAAGAGCCAGGACUCCCCUCCAAUGCUUCCUCCCUUCUCCUGUUUCUCCAAGUGCCACACCUGUGGGACUCAGGUGGUGGGACACGUGCUGCUACGUGAGCUGGGAGUCCCCUGGGCUCAGCACAGACCUUCUGCAGUGACUCAACCAAAGAUCCCUCCAGGUGUGUUCCUGUGCUGGGAGCAGGACCAGGCAGUGGCUUCUUGGCCACCAAAACUGCCCAGGCAUUGCCACAUCCCAGGGUGGAGCUCAGAGGCUGGGGCAGCAGAGCUUGGUGGCACAGAGGGAAAGCUGCUUCCUUGGGCAGCCCUUCCCUGUGGUGUGGGGAGGCAGCCAGCACAGGGAUGCUGCCAGUUCUCAGCUUCUCACCCCACAAGGUUCUGCCAGUAAUGGGGGAGGGACUUUGAUCACAGAAAUUCCUCUUUUGAUCUCGUCCCUCAAUGCAUUGCUUCCCCUUCAGUGUUUUCUUUUCUUAGGGCUCUGUUUUCUCCCUGGGAUUUUACAUUGUUCCUACAGUAUCUGAGCACACAAGUGUUUCGUGUCUGGAUGGAUUUUCAGAACAGCUCCAAAUUCAGCAUUGGGGUUAUUUUUCAAAGUCCAGCCUCUGUAAUGUUCUCUGAACACUGGGAAAUCUGGUCCUGACCUCCUCUGGGAACUCCAGGGUGGAGGUUUUCUUACCUGCCUUACUUUAGCUGCUUGUGUAGGAGUCUGGUCUCCUUGUUCUGCUUGAGCUCCUCAGAAGGCAAGUCAGAGCUCCUGAUUAUCCUGACUUUCCCUCUGACAGCUCUAGGGCUGGCUAUUGAAUCUCCUAAACCCACUGAGCAUCUCCAAUUAGGUCUUGGUGGGCUUGUCCCACAGGCCAGUGAGAGGAAAAUAGCCCAAGGUCCCUGAGUGGUCUUUGCUUUGGGAAGAUGCACUUGUGUGGCCACUUUUGCUGCACAGCCUGGAGCCCACUGCAUGAAGUGCCUCUCCAGCUGCUGUGUCCCACACAGGCUGCCCUGCAGAGGCUUCAGAGUCAUUUUUCAACUCAGGUAAAAACAAUACAGGAAAAGGAGAGGGGUGGGUGGAUGGAGGGUCCAGCCCAGCCAGAGAGGGCAGUGCUGGGUUGGAGCUCUCUCUGAGGGUACUUUCUCUCAAGUUUUGCUGCAAACUUUUGUGUUCCCCCCUGGUGCAGUGUGUGCUGUGUGUGUGCUCUCCUCUGGCCCUGCUCCUGCCUUGCUGCUGGAGUGCUCCCAUGGGAAGGAAAGGAGCUCUUCUUCCUCCUGUGGAACAUCUGUCUGUGCUGGUUUGUGUUGGCUCAUGGCUCGUGUCAGAUGUUGCUGGCAGAAAAAAGGUGGUUGUCAGUCUGCACCAGAGAAAAUUGCUGCUUCAGGGAAGGUCUGAGGAGCACAGUGGAGUGGUUUGCUGUUUCUGAGCAAAUCAGCAAUUUCUGUAUUCUGGGACAUGGAGGUCACAGCUGGAAAAGGCAGUGGCAUAUACUGAACCCUUUGGGGAAGGAGGAGAGCAGUGGCCAGCCCUUCAGUCAUCAUAAUCCCAACAGAUGUGUACAACAAUCUGGGAAAUUUUCUGAAGCCCAAAGGAUGCUUGGCUGCAGUAGCACAGGAAACAAAGAGCUUGAGAUCUGCCAGUUGCUGUCAGAAUCUUUCAUCUUUCCAGCAAGCAGAGUGAAAAGCUCGUGUCCUCCCUCCUUCCCAGGCUGCUUCUGUUCCCUCAGGGUUCCAGGACAGAUCUGUCACCUGUCCUAGAGGGAAAGGAAAGUGCUCUGUUCUCUCUUUCCUGAGGGACAGGAAAGGGUCACCUGAAACACCACCUGUGACCAAGCAACAUCACUGACACUAAACCUUUCAAGCUUCUUUCCUUGGUUUUUAAACAAAAACAGCAAGAAAUUCUGCACAAUAUUUGCUGUCUGUAUUAACUGAGAGUGUCUUUGGGCCGCUCAAUAGCAGUGUUUUUUGAAUAAUUUCUGGGGGGGAAAAAAGUAUUUAUUUAUUGAUUGUACCUGACUGUGUGUCCUUGUGUGCUGGCGUGUGAGUGUGUGCUGUUGUGCAAAUGGAGAUAGAAAUUUUCAAUGUUAUUUACGAUAUCUUGUAAAUGUUUACCAGAGAAUUGUGUCUAUAUAUAAUAUAUAUACAGUAUAGAGAGAAAAUAAGUGAACUAAGUGAGUUAUUUUUUGAAGAGAGGGGGGUGAGAAAUCUUUUGCUUCUAAGAACUGUGUGGUUUCUAUAGCACCUAUUCCAUGAUGUGCCAAUCUGUCACUGUCCCUGUGCUGGGAGAAUUGUUCUGGUGGGGCAACAGGAAUCUCAGAGCAGAGCCACCUCACAACCUCAGUUUGGCUUCAUAUUGGUUCUGACUUUAAGACUGGAGAAGAGUAAAAAGAAAUGAGGGAAAAAUAAUAUUAAAAAAAGCUUUGUUUCAGCUGUAUUGCUGGGCAAGUUCUUGUGCUUGUGGUGACCCACAGUGAGACCCCACCAGGAGCCUGGGGCUCUCUUUGGUGGUUAAAAGCUGCUAAGAAGCUGAAAAGCAAAGGUUUUGUUUGUGGGUCUUCUCUGGCCUCAGCCUGUCCUGCCUGGCUCUGCCCCCCUGCUGGAUCCCCAGAAGAUAAAGCCUUGUUCUGGAAUUCUGACAGGGGCAGUCGUGGCCCUUGGGAUCUCUCCCAGCUGUGCAGCCAAGGAUGGCCUGCUUGCCACGCAGGAGAAGCCUGUCACCAGGCUUGGCCAUAUACAGUAAUCCUGCCUGGCCCCUUGGGGAAGAGGAAUGUCUCAUCCCAGCAGCUCUGUGCAGCUGAAAUCCUCCCCACAAUGGCACUGCCAGCUCAGGACUAUUUUAACCUGUUGUUGGCUCUGUGGGAACAGGGACUGGAGCUCUGUGCCUUAAACUGACAGAGGGCAGGGUUAGAUUGGAUUUUAAGAAGAAAUUCUGCACUAGAAGGCAGUGGCACAGGUUGCCCAGAGAAGCUGUGGCUCCCUGGAAGUGUCCAAGGCCAGGCUGGAUGGGGCUUGGAGCAGCCUGGGCUAGUGGAAGAUGUCCCUGCCCAUGGCAGGGUUGGAAUUAGGUGAUCUUUAUAUUUCUUUCCAGCCCCAAGCAUUCCAUGACUCCACACUUUCUGAGGAGACUGCUGCAUUCUCCCCUGGGAGGGUUGCACGAGCUGCCAGCCCAGUUCUCUGCCAGUCCCUCCAGAGCUGAGCCUGAGGAAGGAUGGGCUCCACAGGCUGAGUUCAGCUCCCAUCACACCCUCCCUAAGCACCCACAUUGCUGUGGGGUUUGGGGUUUGUCUCAUUCUCGAGCUGCUGAGCUCAGAUAAUCUCAGUGUGUUUGUUUCCUGGCCCUGUGUUCCCCUGACAAAUGGAUUCUCUUCCUGCAUUUGAGCUUUCUGCUCAUGCAACCUUCCAACAAGCUCCUGGUGUCUUUUGGUGCCACCUGUGCAGACCCUUUAGAAGUUGUGUUUGUUCCUAAAUGUGUGGUUUUCCUCAGAGUUUUUCUCUUGCUGUGUUGAGUCCCUGAAUGGCUCUGCUGUGAACAUUUUUUUGUGAAGACUGAGAGGGUUUUUUGUGUGGGAACUUCCUGCUGUGUCCCUGUCCUGAUCUCAUCCAGCCCCUGGCAUGGGGAACAUCCCUUAACUCACCCAAAUGCACCUGGUGGUGCAAGGUGAGCCAGCAGUGAACUGCAGGUGUCAUCCCUUGUCACUGACAGCUGAAAAAAAGGCUGAGAGAUGGAACUGUUGAAGAGGUUGUGGUCCCAGAAUCCCUGGAGACACAAGCCUUGUGGCCAAGAGCAGUUUAUAGGAUGAAGUUCUUAUUCUUUGUUCUUUCUUUAUUUAUUACUUACUUUGUCUGACUAUUCCCCUCUCUUUCCUGGAUUAUCCUGAGGUUGUUCCCCUGCACUGGGAGCCACUGUAGCCAAUUGGCCUCUGACCAGGGACAGGACCAGUUUUGGGAUUCUCAUCCCUUAAGUUUGCUUUUGGAAUAUCUUAAAAUAUCUAAAUCACUUUUCUCUAGAGGCACUGUGGGAGCCUCUGAGCCUUUGAUCAGUAGGACCAAAAUGAUGGUCGUGUCAUCAAAACCUGUCUUAUUUCUCAUUCCAUUUGGGAUUUUCCCUGAGUACUGAGCAGUUCUGGGCUUGUCUUCAGCAUUUUACUGUUGUGUGAGCACAAAUUGAUAGAGCACAAUGUAGAGAUGGAGUUCCAACCCUUCCUAGCACCGUGGGAGGAUUGGAACUCACCAGAACCUGUGUCAGAAAUUCCUAUAAAAACUUUUUUAUGAAGUAGAUCAAAUGCCACUGAUUGUUCUGCUUUUCCAUUCAAUGUCAGCAUCUUCAUUGCCCUGAAUAAGCAAUAUUUGACUGAUUAAGGCAUCUAAACAAUUGUGGUGCUCAGUGAGACCACAUUUCUGUCCUCUGGUGGCCACAUGGGCCACAGCUGAGGCCAUUUGGUGCCACAGCCACACAUUGACACAGCUCAGUGUGCAGAUUCCUUCCCAACUUUGCCUGAAUCCUGAACUUCCUGGAGAAUGUGUGCUGUUGGAAUAACUGUGGAAGUCUUUUAAUGUGUCUAACCUAAUCUAAUUUCUAAUUUAAUUUUAGAUUGGUGAUAAGCAUCUUCCACCUUAAAUUCCUGUUCAGUGGUUGAAUAGCUUCCUUUUGUAGAUGGAUUUUGCACAUGGAGGCUGAGCAGAGCCCCUGGAUGGGGCUGCAGGGGACAAUCCCUUCUCCAGGGUGGCUCCUGAGCCAUCAGCAGUGGGACAUGACCAGGAGCAAGGGCACUUUGCAUCAAGUGCUUUGAUAAGGGAGGGGAAAGCUCCAUUUAUCUAUUUUUUUUUUUAUUUUUUUAAACAAAUUAAUGCUAAAAAUUAAACUAUGCACAAGAUCUUAAAUACAUGGAAGUUUUAGGAAUGAGUGUGGCUUUGCUGCUGAGGACGAUAAAGAAUUGAAAAUCCUGAUCCUGGAUACUGAGAAACUAAAAAUGUCAUUGUUGUGACUAUGUAAGAUUGACUUAAAUUCUCAGAAAUUCAUUCUCUCUGGAGAGUCAUUCCCAGAAGCCAGGGAAGAAAUUGUUUUCCCAAAGAGAAUUAAUGAAAAUGCAACGUGGAUGUAACCUCAGACCCAUGAUUGUCACUUCCCUUGUUCAAGGAGUGUUCUGGAGAGCCAGGCAGGGUGACAGGGUGUGACAGCCAUCGUGGGGGCUCUGUGGGACAGGGAAUUACCCCUCAGCAGAGGGAUUGGAAUGUAUCUGGUGUCCUGGCAUUAGAUUUUUCUGUUGCCCUACACAGAAUUGCUGCUUUUCUCUGUUGGAUGCCAUUUUGGUCUCUGGGAGUUGCUCGAUCUGAACUUAACGAGCACUUACAGCUUUUAAUCUAUUUGUCAAAGUGCUGCUAAUGUUCUUAGAUUAUCUGGAUUCCACACUGUGGUAUAAUAUGUUUUAUAUUAUUUUAUUCAUGCUUUUGGGUUUUUUUUUUUAAAUGUAAACUGUUCCUUAUUGUUGUUGAGAAAGAAAAAUUAAAGCUCUAUUCUCUAUGGUUAAUGUAUUUU